AUGGAUAAACAAAUUUUCCUUGGCAUUGCCAUUGUCAUGGCCAUUUGCCUAAAUGGAGCUACGGCUGAAUACGAUGUCGCCCGCUAUUGUCAACUUGUCACAACCGGCACAAAAUUGCCCAGCUUGAAUGAUUGUCAAACCUAUUAUACAUGCCAGGCCGAUGGCAGCUAUCAAACGUCUACUUGCCUCAACUCCCAAUCUUUUGAUAAGAAUUCGCAAUCCUGCAAGCCCUCAUCGACUGUGACGACCUGUAUUGAUGCCCUCAGCCCAUGCGCCAAUGUUGCUGGCGAAGGUUGGGUCCAAGAUCCCGAGAAUUGUGUCAAGUGGAUCUACUGCAAAAAUCAAAAGCAAUCCGGCAGUGGUACCUGCCCUACCAAGCAGUACUUCAGCAACGAAGCUGGCGGCUGUAUUUAUGGCACGUGUACCAAUGCCAAUGAUGAGGAUGGUGGUUUCACCGAAAUUUCCAACCUAUGUGAAUUGAUGGCCAACGAUGUGUUCUUUGGAGAUUUUGAAAGUUGUGAUGCCUGGCACAAGUGUACAUCGGGUACCAUGAAGAGCGGUACAUGUAACACAGGUUUGGUCUACAAUACGGCCAGAGGUAUGUGCUUGAAAAACGAUGGAACAAUGUGUAAACGUAUUAGUUCCGAUAAUCCCGUUACACCCUCUGAACCCUGUACCGAGGCUCAAGAAGGCGACUUCCAGGGUGACAAAAAUAUCUGUUCCGUUUACUAUCAAUGUGAGGCACAAGUAUGGCAAAAAUUGACCUGCAAGAGCGGCCAAUAUUACGAUACAAUUCAGAAAACAUGUGUGGCCCGCCAAGCAGCCGUCGCCACAGAAGGCUGUAAUCGUUGUCAAUUUGCCACCGUAACAUGGGUGAAUCAAGUCGAUCCAACCUGUCAAGGUUAUUACACUUGCAAUUCGAAUGGAACUAUCAGUGCUGAGGGCAAAUGCCAAAAGGAUUAUUACUUUAAUGAAAAGGUUCAGGCCUGCUAUAGCGAUAGUGAUUUAAGCAGCUAUCGUGACAAGAAUGGAGCCUGUUAUCAAAGUGAAGAGAAUGGUGAACCCACACCCGGCCCCGAAGGUGGUGAGCCCGGUGAACCUGCACCUGCCCCCGAAGGUGGUGAACCCGGCGAACCUGCACCCGCCCCCGAAGGUGGUGAACCUGAAGCUGGUGAGCCUGAAACUGGUGAACCUGAAACUGGUGAACCUGAAGCUGGUGAACCUGAAACUGGUGAACCUGAAGCUGGUGAGCCUGAAACUGGUGAACCUGAAGCUGGUGAACCCGAAGCUGGUGAGCCUGAAGCUGGUGAACCUGAAGCUGGUGAGCCUGAAACUGGUGAACCUGAAGCUAGUGAACCCGAAGCUAGUGAGCCUGAUGCUGGUGACACAACUGCUUAA
Molecule: messenger RNA, 1398 nt
Organism: Musca vetustissima
Lineage: Eukaryota; Metazoa; Arthropoda; Insecta; Diptera; Muscidae
Product: peritrophin-48-like
Exons: 3
Coding region: 1-1398 (465 amino acids)
Cellular component (GO): extracellular region
Molecular function (GO): chitin binding
Source: RefSeq, a predicted model, not a curated record